GUUUAGUCCCUUGCGAUGGGUAGACAGACAGAGAGAGAGAAAACUUCAUUCAACACUGUUCCUGCAGCGCCCGGCAAAGGCUAAUUGUGUAACGACCUUUUCAGUCAGUCUGAAGCUGUUCCGGUGGUAUAUCACAGUUGGAUCUCCUGACUUACUGGAGGUCAACAGCUUUUGAGAUACAGAUUCCAGUGCUCUCAGAAAUAUCUCCCACCAUUGAAAGCUUCCUCCGUCUCUCUCUCUGACUGUCGCUCACUUACUGAGUCUCUGGUAACUCAAGGGAUGACCAUCACCUACACAGCGCGAGUGGCUAAUGUCCGCUUUUGCAGUUUUUCCAAACUGCUGGUUCUCUGGAAGGGAAGCAUCUAUAAACUCCUCUACAAAGAGUUCCUCGUCUUUUCCUUCAUGUAUGCAGUCCUGAGUGUUGCCUACAGGUUUGUGCUGAUGGAAGAGCAGAAGAGAUACUUUGAGAAACUGGCACUGUACUGCAAUCACUAUGCUAACCUAAUCCCUAUGGCUUUUGUACUUGGUUUUUAUGUCACCCUUGUUGUAAACCGCUGGUGGAACCAAUACACCAGUAUCCCGCUCCCCGACCGGCUCAUGUGUGUCAUCUCGGGGAACGUGCAUGGGGCGGAUGAGCGAGGCCGCAUGCUGCGCCGGACAAUGAUGAGAUACGCCAGCCUCUCUGCUCUCCUCAUCCUCCGCUCAGUCAGCACUGCCGUCAUCAAACGCUUCCCCACCAUGGACCACGUCGUCGAGGCAGGGUUUAUGACCAGAGAUGAGCGAAAGAAAUAUGAAAGUCUUCACUCUCCGUAUAACAAGUACUGGAUUCCGUGUGUCUGGUUUACAAACCUGGCAGCGAAGGGACGUAAGGAGGGGCGGAUUAGAGAUGACAAUGCCCUCAAGCUGUUAAUGGAGGAACUGAAUACCUUUAGAGCCAAGUGCAGUCUUCUGUUUCACUAUGACUGGAUCAGUAUCCCACUGGUGUACACACAGGUUGUUACAAUCGCAGUGUACAGUUUCUUCAUGACCUGCCUGAUUGGACGGCAGUUUCUUGACCCUGCCCAAGGCUACGCAGGUCAUGACAUUGACUUGUACGUCCCUGUAUUCACCCUGCUUCAGUUUUUCUUCUACGCUGGUUGGCUGAAGGUAGCAGAACAACUAAUAAACCCCUUUGGAGAAGAUGACGAUGACUUUGAAACAAAUCGUUUGAUUGAUCGGAACUUUCAGGGUUGCAUUGACUGUAGUUGUGACUGUUGCAUUCAGGUGUCAAUGAUGGCGGUCGAUGACAUGUAUCAGGAUUUGCCCUUAAUGGAAAAGGAUCGGUAUUGGAACGAAUCCAACCCUCGCCCCCCGUACACUGCUGCCACCGUGUUUGUGCUGCAGAAACCGUCCUUCCAGGGCUCCACCUUCGACAUGACGAUUUCCAAAGACGACAUGCACUUUCAGCCGAUGGAGGAGAUCGAGGAGAACUUGGAGCAGGGGGGCGCCCGGCAGCCGCAUGUGCCGCUGUUCAGCCGCCUCCUGCCCAGCGGCCCGUCGUCGCCCGGCUUCCGCGGCAACAUCGCACGCCACGGCCGGCCCUUCCAGCUGCUCAAGCGGGGCAACAGCGUCUCCUCGGACGCCUCGAUGUACAGCUGCCUGUGCCAGGACACCCAGACCACCGCCUGCUCCUGCGGCACCUACGGCGAACACAAGGCGCUGGCCAAGAUCCAGUUCCUCUCCGAGGGCGGGGAGGGGGCCGUGGGCGAGACCGAGACCGAGAGCAGCAGCUUGGGGGCGGCGGGCGAGAAGGCGCUGCCUCCCCCGGGCGCCCAGGACCAGGGCAGUGAUGGUCUCCUGGAUGCACCGCCCAGAGCUGGUGACUCUCCCCUGCAGGAAGACGGUGCACCCCCCACCAACUCCAGAGAGACACCCCCACCCCCAGGGGAUUUGCUGUUUCCCUACGAUUCUUACCGGGAGUGCAGAAUCCAGGUGACCCAGAGAAACCCGGAGAUGCUGCCGCUCCCGGACACAGGCAGCAGCAGCAGCAACAACAACAACACGCCACCUUUAGUGGCGCCCAGCUCGGCGGAGCACCGGGGAACGCAGGCUCUGCAGCACCCAGGGGUCGGGCUGAAGGGCAAGCCCCCUUUACUCCCCCUGUCUCCCGCCGAGGAGGAACCGGGGGAGAAAUCCCACUGGCCCGGGACGGCCAAACGGUCUCUGCUAGCGGAGGAGGGCGGCGUGUUCCUGCACAUCUCCGAGCCGCCGUGCCUUAACGGCAGGGAGUCCUUCCUCUUAGACACCACCUCCCAGCUGUGAGGUGGAGAGAGGGCUGGGCUGGUUUUAAGACUGAACUUUUUUGGGGGGGGAAGAAGAAGAUAAUAAAAACGAACUGUGAAGACCAACCUACUUUUUAUUUAGCUUCCUGUAUCCUCCUGUCAAAUUCCAUCACCUUUCAAGAGCAGACUCCCUCUACCUUGGACAUCACUGAUUCUGUGAAGAUUAAAAGUCAGAAUUCUUGUGGCUUGAAUGAAGGAUUUUUGCAAAGUCCACUGUUUCUGGAGAAAAGCCGUUUGCUUCUUCAUAUCAAACUCUUUACCCAACCGCCAGAACCUAAUGAAGAGCAGAAAGGAAUUAAUUUCACAAUUGCUGCCCAUCGUUUGUUUAUGCUGAACAUUCCCACCUGCGAUUUCCCCCUCCCAUUCCCAUUCUUCCCACCCCCAAUCCCAUUCCUCCCCCCAUUCCCAUUCUUUCCCCCAUUCCCAUUCCCCCCACAUUCCCAUUCUUCCCCCCCAUUCCCAUUAAAUUACUUCCUGAUGACCCGUCUCCUCAGUGUCAAAGCCCACACUUGUGAGUCUGCCAAUAUUUCCCAUUUUCACCUUGGAUUGCACUUUGAGCGUUAAGGUGCACUGCUUCAUUAACAGAUUUGAGCACUUGCACUGACUGAUGAAUAAAGACACACCUGUCAGAUGAACAAGGAUGAGACAGAAAUGCAAAGUGAAAAGCAGCGACUCUGGGCUUGGCUUUUGAUUCAAAACCUUCACUGAUGACUCCUUCUGAUAUGACUGCCCGUCUGUGCACAGGAUUCUAUGCUUUGCUUCUUUCUUUGUUUAAUUGCCUGUUCACCUAUGUAACGCUGACAAAAGUCACUGAACCCUGGGAGCAUCGCCUCAUGAGCAAUGGGAAUUGACUGGAGAAGUUUAAUAACACCAACAUUGCAGAGAGAAAUGUCUAUUUGCAUAGAUUUUGGGAAAAGGUCCUGAUUGUUUGGGGGAAGGGAGAGUUGGAAUUGUGGGAGGACGUUGUGUCAGUUUAAGGAAAGGACAGACUUUGGAACAGCUUGCCCGGGGAGGGAGGAGAAUUUGACACACUCAUUGAGCUUCGUGGACUGUACACCAUGGAGUAACCCUUCGUCCACAUGGCCUGAUGCGUUACAUAUAGCAGAGCAUCACAUACAGCAAUCAGGCUCAAUGUGUUUAAGUGGAUUCUACAAUCAAUAACCACAAGCUGCAAAGAGACAGGUGACAACAAUAAGGUUACAUGAGGAUGAGUACAAGGACGCUCCUUAGGAACAUGAACCCGUUAAACACAAACUUCAAGAGCAGGAAGAGACCACUCAGUCCAUCAAGCCUGCUCAACCAUUCAACACCAUCAGUAAGAUUUAAUGCCUGCUUUCCAUAUCCCCUUGACUUCCCUAAGACCUCAAAACCUUGCAUUUCCCAGCCUUAACUAAAUGCUGGCAUGGAUAGUGACCGACGUCUUGGACAAUGAUCUAUGUACCUUUUUUUGGUGGCGGUGCAGGGAAGGUAUUAUCAAUGGAUUUUCUCUCCUGCUUUAAAACGUUAUGGCUGAAAGCAUUGUUACCAACAAUAUUUGUUACAAGAAAUGCUCGAAGGGCUGAAUGGCCUACUCCUGCACCUAUUGUCUACUGUCUAAACAACUAGCUGAUGAAUUUGGAAUUGUAGGUAUUUGUUAAAUUGCUCACUUGGAACAAUUUUAAUAGGCUUUCUGGAUAUUUCAAAGGCUCUGUUGGAACCCUUCCAGUGUCUGUUAUACAGAGACCACAAACUGAGUUAGGGAGAUGAAUUUUGUUUAUUAAAUUAAAGAAAAUCAGAGUCGUACAGCGCAGGUAUAGACCCUUCAGUCCAACCAGUCCAUAUCGAUCAUAAUCCCAAACUAAACCAGUCCCACCUGCCUGUGCUUGGCCCAUAUCCCCCCAAACAUUUCUUAUUCAGGUACAUUCAUCUAAAUGUCUUUUAAACCUUAUAAAUGUACCUGCAUCCUUCUGCUGGAAGUUCAUUCCACACACAAACUGCUUUGUGAAACAAAAAGGCCCUCGUGUCAUUUUGAAAUCUUUCUCCUCUCACCUUAAAAAAUGCCCUCGAGUCUCGAAAUCCCCCACCCUAGUGAAAACACCUUUCCUAUUCACCAUGUCUAUGUCCCUCAUGAUUUUAUAAACCCCUGUAAGGUCACCCCUCAACCUCCUACACGCCAGUGAAGAAAGUCUCAGCCUAUCCACCGUCUCUCCAUUAGUCAAACCCUCCGUUCCUGGCAACAUGCUGGUGAAUCUUUUCAGAAUCAUCUCCAGCUUAAGAAUAUCCUUCCUGUAACAGGGCGACCAAACUGGAUACAGUACUCCAGAACAGGCCUCACCAAUGACCUGUACAACCUCACCAUAAUAUCCUAUACUUGAAGGUCAGAGGGAAGAAGGCAAGAGUAUUUAUGCCUUCCUAAGCACCCUAUGUGAUGCAAACUUCAAAAGAAUUAUGCAUGCGAAUCCCUAGCUCUCUCUAUUCUCCAACUGGCCAAGCCCUUACUUUUAAUCAUAUAAGUGCCACCCUGGUUUGUUUUACCAAAAUGUAAUACCUUGCAUUUAUCCAAAUUAAACCCCAUCUACCACUCUUCACCCCACUGACCUAGUUCUCUUUGCAGUCUUAGAUAACCUACAUCACUGUUCACUAUUCCAAUCUUGGUGUCAUCUGCAAACUGACUAAGCAUGUCUGCUAUAGUCUCAUGCUGAAAAUGUGUUGCUGGAA
Hemiscyllium ocellatum (epaulette shark) is the source of this 5018-nucleotide messenger RNA. RefSeq names its product bestrophin 2 (gene best2). The coding region runs from base 280 to 2301 and encodes 673 amino acids. The transcript has 11 exons. Lineage: Eukaryota; Metazoa; Chordata; Chondrichthyes; Orectolobiformes; Hemiscylliidae. Gene Ontology annotation, molecular function: chloride channel activity. The record is from RefSeq and is a predicted model, not a curated record.